Mugil cephalus (flathead mullet) is the source of this 1008-nucleotide messenger RNA. RefSeq names its product complement C1q tumor necrosis factor-related protein 3-like. The transcript has 4 exons. Bases 50 to 790 code for a protein of 246 amino acids. Gene Ontology annotation, molecular function: protein binding. The record is from RefSeq and is a predicted model, not a curated record. NCBI's taxonomy places the organism in Eukaryota, Metazoa, Chordata, Actinopteri, Mugiliformes, Mugilidae.
AUAUAUUCAACUGUAUGGGGCAAAACAUUGCAACUUUAAGACAGAAGCGAUGGAGUCCAGGGCUUGGCUCCUGCUGGCCCUUCUGGGAUUCUUCUUGUUUGCGGAGCCGGGAUUUGGACAGAAAGGCAACGUAGACAUCAGCGAGUGGAUGAGGGUUAAAGAUGAGGUGAUAAAGAGUUUGCAGGACAGGCUGACAAACGUGGAAAAAUGCAAGAUCGACGGCGACACUCUGGAGGCCAGGCUCAACGCGACCAAGGACGAGCUGACGAGAGAGAAGGCUGAAACGGACAAACUGAAGGAGGAAAUCAAAGGCCUGAACACCCGACUGGAUGCAGCAGAGAAGGAGAUUGAUAAGCUGAAACAGAGUAGUGACACAACUGCUCCUCAGAUCGCGUUCUCUGUCUCUCUGGCCAACUUCGGAGAUAUUUACAGAGGCCCCUGUACAGACAAGACUCUGGUUUUCAAAAGGGUUUUCGCCAACGCCGGCAAUGGUUACGAUCUAAAUACAGGAAGCUUCACAGCACCAGUGAACGGCUUCUACUACUUCAGCUUUAGCACCUACGGCUACAACACUCACACAAUCGGGGCCGUCCUUCUCAAGAAUGACAUUCUGCAGAUUUCCACCUAUGAGAACCCCUCAGUGGACGGCUCUGACAGCAGCAGUAAUGCAGCUGUUCUGCAACUGGCUGCCGGGGACAAGCUGCACAUGGAACUGUGGGAUAACGGCCAGGUGUUUGAUAACCUGAAUGGCCACACGACCUUCAGUGGUUUUCUCCUCUUCCCUGUGUAGAGGGUCUUGUGUGAUGCAUUUGCAUUAUGUAGUAUUGGAGCAUGAGUUCUAUUUGUUUAUUUGCAUCCAUGGUAGAGUGUGAUAUGAACAUUCAACAUUAUAAUCAAAGUACUUUACAUACAUUAAAUAAAAAUCUCUAAUAAUAAAAUAACUCAAUCCAUUUUUUUGUAACAUUUUCAAGUUUAAUGAGUGUAUAAAUCAUUUUUUUCAACAGUAAA